AUGGAUAAAGUAUAUCGUUUUGAUCCUGCAAAAAUUACCGAAAAAUAUAAUAUCAAAGAGUAUUUUAAUGAGUAUUCAAAACUCAUUGAUCAACUUGAACAUGACGAGGUUAUUACUGAUGAAAAUAAAUCAAAAAAAUUAGAUGAAAUUUACAAUUUUAGAAUUAAAAAUAUUAAUUAUUUUGAUGAGGAAAAUGAUGAAUCAAAUGAUGCAGAAAAUAAUACAACAAAUCAAUAUGAAUAUAAUCUUGGUUUACCACAAGGUUUACCAAAUAUACCUGCAAUACAAAAAUUAAAAUUAUUAACUGAAAAAUAUGCCAAAGAAGAAAAAAAAAAAAGUUUAUUUAAACAGCCAAUUUACGUACCAAUUAAUAAUACUGAAAUUAUUGAAGGUGAAAAAUCAAUACCAGGUAAAGAUAUAUUAAUAGAAAUAAGAAUUUUUAAUCCUUUUGUUGCUGAUUCAAGACAUGGUCCACCAUCAAAAAGAAAAAUAUCAUUAUCACGAGUUAUUUCAAUUCUUGGAUGUCAAACUCUUGCUGAUUUACGUGAUAAAAUUAGCUGUAUAUCAGAUUUAUCAGUAUCAUAUGAAUCAAGUAAUGAUCCAUCGGCUGCCCAACAUCUAUUAUCAAAUAAAAAUUUAUAUAAAUCUGGAUUUUUUUAUAUUGAAAAUACUUUUUACAAUGAUAUGAGAGAUAAAAAUAAUCAUGACAAUAGUGCUGUUAUAAGAGAAUGGGCUGAGGCAAAAAAUUUUGGUCAAUUUAGUGUUGAAAAAAUGGAAGAAACAAAAAUUGAAUCAUUAAAUGUUAGAUUUGGUUAUCCUUGGGUUUAUCAGCAUCAAGGAACUUGUGAGCAUUUAGUUGUAUUUGCAGAUGCAAGAUUAAUUAAUCCUGAUGAUCAUUUAGCAAUUAAAAAUUAUCCAAGAGUUGAUAGAAUAAGUUGCAUACGUAAUAGUUCAUGUUUAUUGUGUGCUGAUAAACCAGUUUAUUGGAUAACAAUUGACAGUGAUAGAGUACCACAUAAUCCUUGUUAUUUUUGUAAAAAAUGUUUUAAAUCAUUCAAUUAUAUUGAUGGUAAAAAAAUUGGUAAUUUUAAAGCAUACAGAUUUCCAUGUGAUCCUGAUAUUAUCGAAGCUAUUGAAAAUAAAUCACGUGUUAAAAUCGAACUUAUGGAUCAAAGCUAAACAAUAAA
Molecule: messenger RNA, 1187 nt
Organism: Aphidius gifuensis
Lineage: Eukaryota; Metazoa; Arthropoda; Insecta; Hymenoptera; Braconidae
Product: snRNA-activating protein complex subunit 3-like
Exons: 5
Coding region: 1-1179 (392 amino acids)
Biological process (GO): snRNA transcription by RNA polymerase II; snRNA transcription by RNA polymerase III
Cellular component (GO): snRNA-activating protein complex
Molecular function (GO): bent DNA binding; core promoter sequence-specific DNA binding; RNA polymerase II cis-regulatory region sequence-specific DNA binding
Source: RefSeq, a predicted model, not a curated record